AUGAACUUUCCGGUGCCCUGGCGCUCCCUCCUGCCAGCUGACGCGGUUCCGGCGGUCGCCGGGUCGGGUGGCGCCACGCUGCGGGAGAUCUGCGCCGCGACGAACGCGGGCAUCGAGAUAUCUGGCGAGGGCGAGACGCCGGCCACCCUGAGCGACAAGAUCUGCACCUUUACCGGCUCCGUGGAGCAGAAGGAGGCCGCGUGCCGACGGGUGGUGGACAGGCUGCGCGACGUGCAGCAGGUUGCCGACCAGGAGCCCGGGGUCUUCGUCAUCAUCGUGCCCGCCUCUGCGGCGCCGAUGGUGGUCGGGCAGAAGGGCUCGCAGAUCAAGGAAGUGAUCGAGCUCUCCGGGGCAGAGAUCAGCGUGGGCAAGGAGAACAUCCAGUUGCCGCGGUGGCGGAUCAUAGGCAUGAACGACCAGCCGAUCGGCGUGACCGGCACCGGGGGCCAGGUGGUGUCGGCCGUGUCCAAGAUCAACGCGAUCCUCCAGGACCUCGCCGACCGCGGCAGACUGCAGCCCGCCGACUUCAAGUACAGGCCCGGGGCCGUGCCGACGCAGGCCGCAGAGGGUGGCUUCCUGGGCGGCAUGCGGGGCGGCCAGCCGCCCGCGGGCAACCCCCGGGCGAACGCGAAGUUCGUCGUGGCUACUCAGGUUGCUGGGUGGAUCAUCGGGAAGCAGGGCCGGCACAUCCGGGAGCUGCAGGAGAAUUCCGGGUCUCACAUCCAGGUGAUGAAGGAGGGGGAGGUGCCGCCCGGCGUGUCCCCCGGCGACCGCAUCAUCGAGAUCGGAGGGCUUCCGGAGGCGAAGGCGGAGGGCGUCCAGAUCGUCCUCAUGGCUGUGGACAGCAUGCCCGCGCUGUCGGCGCCGCGGGAAACGCAGAUGCUCGUGCCGAAGGUGCUCGCGCAGCAGUCCAGCAUCCAGGAAACGCGGCAGAUGUCGGGGUGCGAGCUGGAAGUCCGGGAGCUGCCGGGCCACGGCGAGGCGCUGUGCACCCUGCUGGGCACCAUCGAGGCGCGCGUGAAGGCGGCCCAGCAUUUCCUCAGGCGCGUCGAGGAGGUGGCCAAGGACGGGCCCGCACCGCUCGUGGCCGCCGCUCCUGCCGCCGCAGCUCGCGAGGAGCGACCUCUCGCGGGCGACGUGUGGUCGCGGCCAGCCCCGGCAGCGGCCGCUGGCCAUCGUGCCGAGGCCGACUCGGACCCCUGGAGCCAGCUCCCAUGA
Messenger RNA from Prorocentrum cordatum, 1218 nucleotides. The record is from the annotation of a GenBank genome assembly. Lineage: Eukaryota; Dinophyceae; Prorocentrales; Prorocentraceae.